This is a messenger RNA of Trichoderma virens Gv29-8, 621 nucleotides long. RefSeq lists its product as uncharacterized. The transcript has 2 exons. Lineage: Eukaryota; Fungi; Ascomycota; Sordariomycetes; Hypocreales; Hypocreaceae. The record is from RefSeq and is a predicted model, not a curated record. Bases 111 to 335 code for a protein of 74 amino acids.
CUCAGGCUCACCAAGGGUAACAUCUCACGUACCAUCGCAUAUCGAGUCGCGCACUUCCGCUUGCUUGCAUUUCCUGCUUCUACUGCCAGUAUCUUCGUUUCGCUGCCAUCAUGUCUGCUGCUAGCGAUCGUGUUGUGGUGACGGAACCUGAACGCGUCUAUGAUGCGCAGCCAAACUCACAUCCAGCUAUGGACGCUCAACAGCCGCAUCCAGAGACGAAAGACGACGUCAACAUGCGCGGAGGCGACGAUGGUGACUGCUGUCCCGGCCGCUUUUGCUUUAUUAUACCCUGCCCGAUCCCCAUCGACUGCUGCAUUUUCCCAUGCCCGUGCUAAGCGGAGCUUCUAAUACCGCGCUACUGUGUUAUGAAGAGGAGGGGUCUUAUAUACCAACCAACCAGCAGGCAUCAUCAAAUCCUGCUGAGGUCUAAUGCUGUGUGAUCUUGUGGAAUGCUACACGCACAAGAGGAUGAUUUCAAGUUGAUUAAUUGCUAUGAAGCACCGAUAUGAUGUUUGAGCGGCAUGAUUUGCACAAUGCUUCAGUUGAUGAGAUUCAGAGUUGCUCGGCUUUUGCACCAGCGGAGCGAGAUAGACACAAUAUACCAGAUGAAUUAUCAUGACU